Molecule: messenger RNA, 3749 nt
Organism: Anopheles nili
Lineage: Eukaryota; Metazoa; Arthropoda; Insecta; Diptera; Culicidae
Gene: ClC-c
Product: H(+)/Cl(-) exchange transporter 5
Exons: 13
Coding region: 12-2753 (913 amino acids)
Biological process (GO): chloride transport; transmembrane transport
Cellular component (GO): Golgi apparatus; synaptic vesicle; early endosome
Molecular function (GO): voltage-gated chloride channel activity
Source: RefSeq, a predicted model, not a curated record
CUGCGGACAUUAUGGAAAAAUUCCCCCUCAAAGGAACCAGCAACCUUCCGAUAUCAUCCGCCGCCACGAAUCAUCCGCUCAGCGUCGAUCACACGUCUUAUCAGUCCGUUGUCAGUAAGACCGGCAAGGGCUCCCCAACACCGACCGGAGCGGAACGAACGGAUAGAACCACCACCUCGCUGACGACGACGCCAGGGGUGCCGGUAUACGAGGCGGACGAGGACGGCAUGAUCGACAUCACACCCGGAAACGGCGGCCUCACCAACCCGAACUACCCCUACCCGUACCCGGUGAACGGUGGCCGCCAGGAUGGUGUUGGCGCGGCCAGCGGCAGUGGAGGUGGCGCAGGAACCGGUAGCGGAGGAACCAGCAUAGGCGGGACAACAGGAGGUGGUGGCCACGAGGGUGGCGGGGUGUCUUCGCCCACGCAUACCCGGUUCGGGCGCGAUUUUCACCAUUCGGAUCAUGAAGAUACAUUAACCGUUUCGUUUUCCGGUAAAAUGGAAGGUAUCUCAUUCGCCGGCAUGACAGACACGAGCGACGACAUUCCUGGCAUUGGCCAGUACGAUGACUUUCACACGAUCGACUGGCAGCGGGACAUCGCCCGGGACAGGAUGCGCCAUCGGUACAUCGUGAAAAAGCGGCAGGAUUCAUUUUGGGAUCUGCUGAAGGGUGCCCAUGAUGCCUGGUCCGGAUGGGUGUGUGUCCUGCUUGUGGGCCUGUUCACGGGUUGCGUCGCGGGUGUGAUCGACAUCGGUGCCAGCUGGAUGACGGAUCUGAAGUUCGGCAUCUGUCCGCAGGCGUUUUGGCUCAAUCGGGAACAGUGCUGUUGGUCGUCGAACGAAACAUCUUUCGAUAGUGGCAAUUGCUCGCAGUGGUACGCGUGGUCCGAGAUCUUCACGUCCUCCCGGGAGGGAUUCGGUGCGUACGUGAUAUCGUACUUCUUCUACAUCAUGUGGGCGAUGUUGUUCGCGCUAUUGGCAGCCUCGCUGGUGCGCAUGUUUGCGCCGUACGCGUGCGGUUCCGGUAUACCGGAGAUCAAGACCAUCCUGUCCGGGUUCAUCAUCCGCAGUUACCUCGGCAAGUGGACACUGAUCAUCAAGUCGGUCGGCAUCAUGCUGUCCGUGUCGGCGGGACUUAGUCUCGGCAAGGAAGGUCCGAUGGUGCACAUUGCGAGCUGCAUCGGAAACAUCCUGUCCUACCUCUUCCCGAAGUAUGGGCGCAACGAGGCGAAAAAGAGGGAGAUCCUGUCUGCAGCGGCCGCCGCUGGUGUAUCUGUUGCGUUCGGUGCCCCAAUAGGUGGGGUCCUGUUCAGCCUGGAGGAGGUUUCGUACUACUUUCCGCUCAAGACGCUGUGGCGAUCGUUCUUCUGUGCGCUGAUCGCCGCUUUUAUCCUGCGCUCGAUCAACCCGUUCGGGAACGAGCACUCGGUGCUGUUCUACGUGGAGUACAACAAGCCGUGGAUCUUUUUCGAGCUUGUACCAUUCAUUGGCCUGGGUAUCAUUGGGGGUAUCAUCGCGACGUUGUUUAUCAAGGCGAACCUUUGGUGGUGCAGAUUCCGUAAAUACAGCAAGCUUGGUCAGUAUCCCGUGUCAGAGGUACUAAUCGUGACAUUUAUUACCGCGGUCAUUGCAUACCCGAAUCCGUACACGCGGAUGAACACCAGCGAGUUGAUCUAUCUACUCUUCAGCCAGUGCGGUAUUUCUAAUCAAGAUCCUCUUUGUGAUUACAAUCGCAACUUUACCGAUGUCAAUUCGGCCAUCGAAAUAGCGGCAGCUGGACCCGGCGUGUAUAAGGCCGUUUGGUUGCUCAUACUAGCGCUGGCGAUGAAGCUGAUCAUGACAAUCUUUACGUUCGGCAUGAAAGUACCUUGCGGUUUGUUCAUACCUUCGUUGGCCCUUGGUGCGAUCACGGGACGCGUAGUUGGAAUCGCGAUGGAACAGCUGGCGUACAAUUAUCCGAAAAUUUGGAUCUUCUCCGGCGAGUGUUCCACUGGGGACGAUUGUAUUACGCCAGGACUCUACGCGAUGGUCGGUGCCGCUGCCGUGCUCGGAGGGGUCACAAGAAUGACUGUGUCCCUUGUGGUUAUUAUGUUCGAGUUGACUGGUGGUGUCCGGUAUAUUGUACCACUGAUGGCGGCUGCCAUGGCCUCCAAAUGGGUUGGAGACGCUCUAGGACGACAGGGUAUAUACGAUGCGCACAUAGCGCUUAACGGGUAUCCGUUCUUGGAUAGCAAGGACGAAUUCCAGUACACAAGCCUAGCGGCAGACGUGAUGCAGCCAAAGCGUAAUGAAACUCUAGCAGUAAUCACUCAGGACUCGAUGACGGUGGAUGACAUCGAGACCCUACUCAAAGAGACUGAACACAACGGCUAUCCGGUGGUUGUGUCUAAGGAGAACCAAUAUUUGGUUGGCUUCGUGUUGCGGAGGGAUCUUAAUUUAGCCUUAGCCAACGCACGACGCAUCAUCGAUGGCAUCACCGGACAGUCGCUGGUGAUAUUUACUUCAGCCCAACCGGUCCAGAAUCUCGGACCGUCACCGUUGAAGCUAAAGAAAAUUCUCGAUAUGGCCCCGAUCACCGUCACCGAUCAGACACCAAUGGAAACGGUUGUCGAUAUGUUCCGCAAAUUGGGUUUGAGGCAAACGUUGGUCACCCACAACGGCCGCCUGCUCGGUGUGAUAACCAAAAAGGACGUCCUGAGACACGUGAAACAAAUGGACAAUGAGGAUCCGAAUACUGUUCUGUUUAACUAAGAGCAUAGCUAUUAAAUGGUAGUCGUUACGCUGGUGCCCCUUCUAUCUUUUCCCUUUGCAACUCACCCUCUACCAUAAUCCUAUGCAGUUCCUGCGCGUUCUAGGUAAAAAAUAACACUCAAAUCAUGUUAGGCUUCCGUGUUUAGACACACCUCUUCCCCCGGCUGUAGCGCGCAUGACGGAUGAUGGGUUUUAUAACCGAAAGCAAAACACAAACCAACAUAAAACUCCUGUAGAUCUAGUGAAAUCUGUGCAAUCCCAAUUUCUCUUCGUACGGUAUUAAUUACUAACUGGUAAAAACACCCUGUCGAUCAAGCAAUAGGCCUUCAACAAUAUCAAUUAUUAGAUGGCAAGAAGAUGUAUGAUUGUUAGUAGAUAUUGAAUCCUUCGGUUUUACAGGACUUCUGGCCGUUGCGGAAUCGGACGCAAAUCGAUGCCGAAUAGAUUCACACCCGAAACAAGGAGGGUUCAUUAUUCUUGCGCUUAUGUUUUACAAAAAACGUAUAUUUAUAUUAUCUCACAUUCAGUAUAUGUUAUUAUCAUGCAGAAAAAAAAACCAGUAUAGUAUAUUUUGUUCGUUUAAUUUCAUUGGUAGACGAAAAAUAGUAUUGCGGGAAAAAGUAGAGUCGUUCUCUCGUUUUGCCCAAUAGUUUUUGAAAUCCGUCUAGUUUUGUGGGCGGUAGGAAUUCUUUUUCUCAUCCAAUACCCGUGAAAUUAUCGGCUCAUUUUCUAUACACAAGUGCAAUCUACCCGACUUGAAUGAAGCCUAACGGCCAGUGCCUAACGAAGGCGUCCGUUUGCGAUACGUCUCCCGAUGUUCGCACGAUACGAUAUCCCGAUAGACAAAUUAUAUUACACGUGUAAAGACCAUCAUCCUCUGCUGGUUGCAGUGGAACGAAAGGAAAGACAACACAAUCGCAAGGAGGAAAGUGCGUGGAAGGGAUAGAGAUUAUGAAAUUGGAUGCGAUAAUUAUAAUAAAAUUGUAUAUUUAUGUA